AAGCACACACACUACACGUCGUCUCGGCUCUGCUAAGGUGCCUUGAGUCUGCUGUCACCAUGUCUGGUCGCGGUAAAGGCGGGAAAGGGCUGGGGAAAGGGGGUGCUAAGCGCCACCGUAAAGUGCUUCGGGAUAACAUCCAAGGGAUCACCAAGCCGGCUAUUCGUCGCUUGGCUCGACGUGGAGGCGUGAAGCGUAUUUCGGGAUUGAUUUACGAAGAGACCCGCGGAGUGCUGAAAGUGUUCUUGGAGAACGUGAUUCGGGACGCUGUCACUUACACCGAACAUGCCAAGCGAAAGACCGUCACGGCGAUGGAUGUUGUUUAUGCCCUGAAGCGCCAGGGUCGUACUCUCUAUGGUUUUGGCGGCUAAAGGGCUCACUAAAGGCGACAGAACAAUACAGGCUCUUUUAAGAGCCCCCCCACGCUUUCUCAAUAAGAGCUGUGAUCAGUGUGUUUUGUUCUCACGUGAAAAGUAGACAUACAAAAAUAUUGAAUGGACACUAAAUACUUCUUUACACUAAAUACAUUUAUGUAAAUGAGUAUGGGGCAUUAGUUAAAAUAGCAUAUGUGUACUUUUCAACAUUACAAUUAGUGGUUACGUUCUUGAAUGGUAGUAUUUUAACUUGAGGGAAAAUAAGUGAAACAUGAGUAGCUGCCUUCCAGCUAUCGGUAUUAAUUAUUGUAUUAGGAGAAAGUUUAAUUUGACCUAGUGUAGUUUGUGUCAGAUUUUAUGCAUUCCCGAGCAGCAUGUUGGCGAACUCGCUUAGCUAUGGCUUUUUUUUUCU
Messenger RNA from Pelodiscus sinensis (Chinese soft-shelled turtle), 786 nucleotides. The record is from RefSeq and is a predicted model, not a curated record. NCBI's taxonomy places the organism in Eukaryota, Metazoa, Chordata, Testudines, Trionychidae.